Molecule: messenger RNA, 1000 nt
Organism: Microbotryum saponariae
Lineage: Eukaryota; Fungi; Basidiomycota; Microbotryomycetes; Microbotryales; Microbotryaceae
Source: the annotation of a GenBank genome assembly
AUGCCAGGCAUCCCUUCGAUCCCGAUGCCAGGCUUGGUCCGGUCCUUCUUCUCGCACUUCCCGCUCGUCGUGUACGAUGCUCCACCGACCGCGACACCGGCACCGAGCAAGCCCACUCUCUGGCUCCUCGGCCCGCCACCAGCAUCGUCCUCAUCCUCGUCAACCGAUCCCACCUCUCAGCCUCAGUCACUGGACCCUUACAGUCGCUACGCUGCGACGUUGGCCCGUUUCUCGCAGCUCGGCGCGGUCGAGCUCAGAUGGUGUUCGAGUCCCUUGGGAGCGCCCCAAAGCCGACUACCCGCACUGCACCUCCCCAAUGGCGAUCUGCUUUCACGGGAGGAAAUUCCCGACUGGUUUCACCAACAGCAGCAAGAGCACAGGUCAAAGCAGUCGCGCUCGUCGUCCCCUACUUCGAGCUCGCGCGCACCGAGCGGUGGUGACGUCGAAGCGAGCCGAUUGGCGUACCUGUCCCUGAUCCAAUCGGCCCUCUUACCCGCCCUCCUAUCAUCUCUGUACCUCGCUCCAAAACCCGUCCCGCUCGUCCCUUCGUCCCAAGCUCCGUACCUGACCUCGCUCGUACAAAGCCUCUCGGGCCGCUCCGAAAGGACCGAACGGAUCAAGCAGAUCAAGGCAUUGCAGGCACGUCACGACAUCGGAUUCGAGGCCGGCUUGGACGUUGACAAGGUCGAGUUGGGCGCCAAGGAAACGAUCGAAGCGGUCGAGGUCAAGCUGGCGUCGAUGAAGAAGAGUUCGUGGUGGGAUGGGGCCGAGUGAGUGGCUUUUCGGGGAUGGUCGCCGAGGCGUAGAGCUCUGAAGUCGUAUGCUGACUGUACGCCAAACCAAUCUGCUGCUCAGAUCAGCAACGGACCUCGACGCAUGGCUGUACACGUGCUUGUCGAUCGUGUUGGACCUGCCGAGGAACGAGACGACGAGGUCGCUCAAGGACCAACUGGAUCGAGCACCGACACUGAUGAACUGGGUACAGGAAAGGCGGGUAUGA